AUGUUUGGAUCGCUGUCAACAAAGAUUGCCCACUCAACAAUAACCCCUGCUCUGGGUAAUCAAGAUCUACGGCCGCUCCAAGAUGCGAUCACAAAGGAAAAGGAAAUCGUCACGUCCCUCCAACGCGUAUCAAAGGACUGGACAACCGCCGCGGAGGCGAUGAAGCAAUGGGGUGCUGGUGAAGGCGAAGAUCUCGGCGAUAUUACUAACGCAUCCUUGCUAUUAUCGACGCAUAUUGCCGCUGCGUUUAAUACCUUUGCGGACCAUGAGCUCGCCAUUCGAGCUCAGCUCAAGGAUAAUAAGGGCCUUUCACUCGCCAAUGAACAGCUCGUUUCCCUUCAGAAUGAACUCCGACAUCUUGAUACUUCGAUUCUCGUCGAUAUGUCACGCCUUUCCGACUACAAGCGACGAAUACUACGAUCUAUUCUGACCCUCAAAUAUGGGGGUCUCGUAGAAUUAUCCGAGAAGCUGACCAUAAUUGGCGAUCUGGGAAAACUUGUAGCAGCAGAAGUUCCACAAGACCUCACACAGCCUGGACAAAGUCGCGCGCCAUACAUGUCUCGAGAGACUGUCUCUAGCUUGGUUGGGGAGGCCUCCCGCUGCGUUGCAGAGAUCAAGUUCAACCCUAAUCCAGACACGGAGCAAACAUCUAAACCCAAUAAUGUGGGUGCAAUGCAUCAGGCUACGCCUUAUCCGUCUUCCUCUGGUGCUCCAGGCAGACAUCAGACUCAAGCUUCUGUUGCGUCAGGUGCUGGUACCAUGCCUCCAAACCGAGAAGUUACAGGACCUGCCGACGAGUUUGGACGCCCGAUCGAGGGCCUGCCGUUCCAGUCGCAGACCAUGCCAGCUAUCGGAGGAUCAGGGCCUAUUCAGCAUCUCCCUCUCUCUAUAAUCCAGGAGACAAUGCGAACACCGCAAAGUCCGCCUCGCCAAGGCACUGGAUUGGCACAGUAUGGUCAACCAGGGCCUGGACCGUCGAGUUCCGCAUUCCGUGCACCAGGUCCACCCCCAUCUCUUUCGAACCAACAUCGGCAACAGCCUUCUCAGGGACCCCAAGGUUCCGUUUUCUUGGGUCAACCGGGAGGCGCAACUGUUGAACGCGGUCUCACCCUUUCACUGCCAAUUCGCUCCCCUGCUCCUCAAGAUGCCUCAGGAGAAAAGGACUCUCCUUUUGUUCCUCCAACAGCCGGUCCGCCAUCCUCGUUCAAGCCUCCCGCGCCAACCGUUGCUCGACAAGGCACGACGGAUAGCGAUAUAGUUCUCGGGGAGUCGUCUGAUUUGCAGCGUACCUCUACUCUGCCUCCAAAGGUCGGCCUUGGUGAGUUCCCUGCGUGGAGCCUCGGGCUUGGGGACUUUGAUGGAAGCCCAACGAAAGAAAGUGCUGGUGCAUCUCUCGCAGCCCCUCCAGCUGAUCAAAAGAAAGAGCUACCACCUUCUCCAGCGCCAGGUUCCCCAUCAGCCUCGACCACGAACCUUACAUCGACGGACGACCCAAAGGUGGUGCCUCCUCUCUCCGCUGUACCCAGGGUCCUUCAAGGUGGUACAGACAGCGCAAACCAAACACCUCUUACUCAGACACCCACAACAUACUCGAAUGCGCAAACACCCACUGUCGGUAAUUCUGAAGCGCCAGUCAUCCACCAUCACUUGGUUGAUGAUCCUCACACGCGCUCGCAGAGUAACAGUGGUCGCUUCGCCAUGUUCCCAGAUCGUCGUAGGCCCACUGGCGCUGGAACAGAAAGCAGUGCUACAGCAGCCGAUGAAGGAUUGUUGCCACCGCAUGCCAAGUACGGUUCUCAUCCUGGCGUAGAUAGGACACCAUCCCCUUACCCUUCAGCUGAACUAAUGGCCGACGUGUCCCCUGUACCGACGCCUGGCGACGAGAAGUCGAUCGAGGCGCUUCCUUUGAACGUGGGCCGAACCGUGUCAUCAUCGUCUACCGACACACCCCUCGCAGAGGAUGCACCUCGGUCGAUUCUUAUUGGUGGGCCGCAGUCUCGAUCAGCAUCGCAAGCUGUAGAUGCUGGCCCACCAAAGAUACAUUUUGCUCCUCGCCCAAUAUCACCCAUAACUCCGAGCCCUGUCACACAGACUCAUGGACUUUGGGCGAGCAAAGAUAGCCUUGCCAAUUCCAUAAGUCCUGCUGCGACGAGUGGAAGCCAUUCCACAGCACCGACAGGGUAUAUUGAAGCCGGUGAGAUCGCAAGCCAGAACAGAUCUAGAGACAAUCGCGCCAGCGUCAUUACACCCUUGGAGGUUCACAAGAAAUUAGACGGAACGUCGCAGCCAACGACCCCCAGCCAUGGUGCUUCCUUCACCAGAGAGCCCACAAUGACCGACGAACAGUUUAACGCUAUGCUCGACUCGUUCUCAGCGCAGCUCGGUUCACCAAACUCAUCUUCGAACCCGCCUUCUGGAGUUGAAUCCGGUGCCGACUCGAGCUUCAACUCGGCCCAGAAUCCAAACCCCCAGAAUGUCACAACGAGCACAUUCAAUCAGCAAAGUGGUCCGGAUUCGAGCUUGGAGACCACAGCUGCUGUUGCUGGAUCACCGUUCCCAUCUCCUACGCCAUCAACGGCUCGACCAGCUCAAUCUUUCGCUCUCACAGAUCCAAGGACUCAGCAGCUUCGUGGUAGCAACUCCGGAAGCAAUCUUGCCGGAAUGGGCAGUGCCGCGUACAGCCGUACAAAUCCCUCUUCCGCUAGAUCGCAACGCCGAAUGGAUACGGAGAGUGACGACGAGGAAUCGACGUCUGGUAAGACGAUUGCCGCUGGCGCGUUCAAGCGCAGUGCGCACAAUAGCCCCCAGCGCAUUCCUGCAAGGCAGACAGAGGGACCUUCUCCCUUGGGUAGCCCGGCACUAGGAUCUACGAGGCUUGGAAACUCUCCAUACCACUCUCCUGUCGGCUCAAUCUCGUCGGCCUCUCGUCCUCUUCCUUCAGCUGAUGGCAGUCACGGUGGUCGCAUGCAAAUGAGCGAUGCUCAAGAAUCACCAUCUUUGUACCAAACACCUCAGUCUACGCCUCAGUUUGACAAUGGGCUUCCUCCGGGUGCUGCUCCGUCCAGGUUCAAUCCCAAUCCGAGUACGUAUCAGCCGCCCACGUCGCCAUAUCAAUCGCAACAAGUAUACCAGCAAGAUCAAGGUCCAAGGUGGUCGAAUCAGGUGCCGCAAGCGGUCCAUGAGCAACCCGCACGAACUAUGAGUCCUGCAAGCGAGAGGAUUCCCAGUUCUUUGUUGCCUGGUAGGCCCGGUUCAGCUGCACCUUUGGCGCCGAUUGGGCACGUACAUAGCCCCACCGCUGGUCAACCACCCUCAACUCGAGGCGGAUACAAUUCGCCACCUUGGCAGCAGCAGCAGCAUUCUCAGGGGCCACCGUCGCAACUCCCUUAUCAGCACGGGCCUUAUCCUGGUCAACAGCAGGCGCAGAUAUACAACCCAGAACCUUAUGUUAUGGAAGAGUCGGACGGACUCAGUGCAUACGAUGGAAUUGAUGACGGGCCAUAUGCUGGAGCGCGGUUGAUGGGUCGAGGACACAACGCUGGGUACGGAAACGGACGUUAUGGACAGUAA
Molecule: messenger RNA, 3570 nt
Organism: Serendipita indica DSM 11827
Lineage: Eukaryota; Fungi; Basidiomycota; Agaricomycetes; Sebacinales; Serendipitaceae
Source: the annotation of a GenBank genome assembly